AUGCCAAGCGCAGCACCUGACGCCGGCCCGCGCCACCGCGCGCCCUCUCGGGUUGUACGGGCAUCCCCGUGUGCGCUCGGGCUUCUUCGCCCUCUGCUGUCCCUCCGCUCCCCCCCAAUAAACCGGACUAGCAGCCGGGCAGUGCGCCGAGAGUACCGGGCGCGCGGGGAAGGGCGGGGCCUCCGGGAGCGGGCGGCCUUCUGCAGCGCCGCGGCCGUUACCGGCGCCGGAGGGUCACGUGGGCAUCCGGACGUGACGUCCGGGGGCGGGGCCGGACCGAGCCGCGGAGCGGUGCGCGCUGAGGGGCGAGGCGGCGUCAUGGCCGAGCCGGGCGCGGCCGCCGUGAGUCGGGGUCUCGCGGGGGCUGGGGGCGCGCGCGGCGGGGGCAGGGGCGGGCGCGGCGUAACGGGGCGGCCGCUGACCCGGUUGUUGCCGCAGGGCGAGAACGGCGUGGGCGGCAGAGCGGUCCGCGUGGGCACCCGCCGGAGCCAGCUGGCCCGGAUUCAGACCGACAGCGUAGUCGAGAUGCUCCGUGAGCUAUACCCUGACCUCUCCUUUGAGAUUGUUGCCAUGUCGACAACCGGAGACAAGAUCUUGGAUACAGCACUUUCCAAGAUCGGGGAGAAGAGCCUCUUCACCAAAGAGCUGGAAAACGCACUUGAAAGAAAUGAAGUUGACCUCGUGGUUCACUCCUUGAAGGACCUGCCAACUUCUCUUCCUCCUGGCUUUACCAUCGGCGCUGUCUGCAAAAGGGAAAACCCACUCGAUGCUGUUGUCUUUCAUCCCAAAAACUGUGGGAAAACACUGAGCCUCCUUCCUGAAAAGAGUGUGAUUGGAACCAGCUCACUUCGGAGAGCAGCCCAGCUCAAAAAGAAGUUCCCUCAGUUAGAAUUCAGGGAUAUCAGAGGGAAUUUAAAUACCCGCUUAAAGAAGCUAGAUGAGAAGGAAGACUUCAGUGCCAUCAUCCUGGCUGCUGCUGGGCUGAAGAGAAUGGGCUGGGAGAAUCGCAUUGGCCAGCUCCUAAGCCCUGAAGAUUGUCUGUAUGCUGUUGGACAGGGUGCCUUAGCAGUGGAAGUUCGUGCCAAAGACCAAGAGAUACUGAAUAUGGUAUCUGCCCUGCAUGAUGCAGACACCGUGUUACGCUGCAUUGCUGAGAGAGCCUUUAUGAAACGUUUGGAGGGUGGAUGUAGCGUCCCUGUUGCCGUCAACACCAUGCUGAAAGAUGGCCAGUUGUAUUUGACAGGAGCAGUCUACAGUUUGGAUGGAUCUGAUAGCCUGAAGGAGACUAUGCAGACCAGUGUUAAUUAUCCCCAAAAGAAUGAAGAUGGACCAAAUGAUGACGUGCAGCAUGUUGGCAUCACAGCCAAGAAUGUCCCUGGUCAGGCCCAGGAAGCUGCAGAGAACCUUGGUGUUGAACUAGCUAGUUUACUUCUGAGCAAGGGAGCUAAGCAUAUCCUUAGCGUGGCAAGGCAGCUCAAUGAUGCCCGCUAAACCUGUGGUGUGCUCUGCAUGACUGCUAGAACUCUAGCAAGUCUUUGCAGCUAUGCUGUCAUCCUCCUUUGGAGGAAGAGAUUUAUUUAAAUGCUCAGACCGGUCUUACCCGAUGUUUGGGCACAAAAACUUGAAAUACUAAGUUAACUAACUUGAGUAGUUUACGCUGUUCAGGGUUUUCAUCCCUCUCUGCAUUUCUCUAAAUUGCGAAGUGUCUCUGUGAAGGUUUUUCAACAAUUUUUGUAGCUAGGAAGGUUAAAAAAAUAAUUAACCCCCCUCCCCCCCCCCGAUCUAUUCCUAUUCCGUUUAGGAACAAGGCACUCAUGACAUUAUCAUCAGAGACUCGGCUGGGAUGGUACUGAAGUGCUGUACUGUGCUGACAGUACCAAAGUACUUUCAGUAGUCAUUAAUAUUAUUUGGGACUGUUCACUCAUCAGAACGCUGGAGAGGAAGACUGCUGUUAGGUUCCUAAUACCGGGCUCCUCCUAGUCAAGUAACACACAUGCCAUGUUCGUAGGGCUCAGUUAAGGUAAGGAAUUAAGUUUGCAGUUACCAGAUGCAAAUCUGUCAGUUGGCCAGUAAUAAAUUAGGAAGUAAGCGGACAGCCAGUCUGGUUUCCCUUGUACGCUUGUCUACGAGGGUAGUCUGAGACAGUCAUUCACCUACACUAACCUGUCAGCCAGGAGCUGAAGAGGAAGCCCCGAUUUGGGCUAUCGUGCCCUUCCCUGUAACUGCUAGCCCUUUCCUUUUACUGAGGCUCCUUGCACUCGCUGUGGGGUCGCCAGCCUCUCGGCGGGGCUCGUGCGUUACAGUGCCUUGUAGAAACACUGAAACGGCACCUUGCAGGGGUCCCGUUUUGGAAACGAAGCAUCGUUUAUUCUCUAUGCAACGUCCACUGAAUGUAACAGACGAUAAAUACAGCUGAAUGACAAGCA
This is a messenger RNA of Aquila chrysaetos chrysaetos, 2426 nucleotides long. RefSeq names its product hydroxymethylbilane synthase (gene HMBS). The record is from RefSeq and is a predicted model, not a curated record. The transcript is spliced from 13 exons. NCBI's taxonomy places the organism in Eukaryota, Metazoa, Chordata, Aves, Accipitriformes, Accipitridae. Gene Ontology annotation, biological process: heme biosynthetic process. Gene Ontology annotation, cellular component: cytoplasm. Gene Ontology annotation, molecular function: hydroxymethylbilane synthase activity. Bases 1 to 1491 code for a protein of 496 amino acids.